Penicillium antarcticum is the source of this 1791-nucleotide messenger RNA. Its product is annotated as ferric reductase family protein. Gene Ontology annotation, cellular component: plasma membrane. Lineage: Eukaryota; Fungi; Ascomycota; Eurotiomycetes; Eurotiales; Aspergillaceae. Gene Ontology annotation, biological process: iron ion transport; intracellular iron ion homeostasis; copper ion import. The coding region runs from base 1 to 1791 and encodes 596 amino acids. The transcript has a single exon. The record is from RefSeq and is a predicted model, not a curated record. Gene Ontology annotation, molecular function: ferric-chelate reductase activity.
AUGCAGCUCAUUAUUGUCGCCAUGUUCCUGGCUGGACUGACCAGCGCAAUGGACAUCGAGAAGCGUCACGCCAAGAGCUCUUCGGAGAUGUACUAUGAGGCCGUCAACGACGACUUGGCUCGCUAUACAAUCCUCGCACUCGGCUGUGCCGCUACCGCAUACUAUGUAUGGCACCUUUGGUUCCGCUUCUCGGCCCAUCUGCGCCGUCUGGCCAGCUUCAGCGAUGAUAGACAACGGUACUUCGUGUCUGCUCACGGUACCUUCUCCUGGGUUAAGGAGCACAUCAUCUACGCAGCACUGUUCCGUACCCGCCACAACCAGGAAAUGCAGCUCUCCUCGGCUAUCAACAUGGGUACCCUGCCCAGUCGUUUCCAUGCAUUCCUUGUCACCGGUAUUGUCGCCAUGAACGUCGCACUUUGCUGCGUUACCACCCCUUAUGGCUCAGAGGAAGACACCGUUGCCGGUGUCGUGCGUAACCGUACCGGUACUAUGGCCACCAUUAACAUGAUUCCUCUGAUCAUCAUGGCAGGCCGUAACAACCCUCUGAUUGCUAUGCUCCACGUGCCCUUUGACACAUGGAAUCUGCUGCACAGAUGGCUCGGCCGCAUAGUAGUCCUGGAGGCUCUCGCCCAUGUCUUCGCCUGGGCAAUCCCCAAGGGUCAAGAGAAGGGCUGGAAAGUCGUCGCUAUGGCCAUUACCGGAAGCAGCUUCUUGUUCACCGGCCUGGUAGCAGCCAUCGCCUUUGCCGCUCUCUUGGUGCACUCGCCCUCGCCCAUCCGCCACGCCUUCUACGAGACAUUUCUGCACCUCCACUUCGCCAUCGCAGCCGUCUCCAUCGGCUUCCUCUGGGUUCACCUGAACGGUCUCGCCGCGCAGACCUACCUCCUUGCAGCCGUCAUCCUCUGGGCCCUAGAGCGCGCUACCCGCCUGCUCAUCAUCCUCUACCGAAACAUCGGCCGCGAAUCAACAACCGCAACCAUCGAGGCCAUGCCCGGCGACGCAAUGCGCAUCACCCUGCGCGUAGCCCGCCCCUGGACCUUCCGCCCAGGCCAGCACAUCUACCUCUACAUUCCUUCAGUGGGAUGGUGGACCUCGCACCCCUUCUCCGUCGGCUGGAGCGACACAGAAGACAACAUGUUGGACGAAAAGUCCCUCCCACUUAACCGCCAAGACAUCCUCAACGCGCCCCACAAAGAAACAAUCUCCCUCCUCGUCCGUCGCCGCACAGGAAUGACAGACAAGCUCUUCCAGCGCGCCACAAACUCAAUGGGCACACCCCUGACAGUCCGCGCCUUCGCCGAAGGCCCAUACGGAAAUAUCCACACUAUGGAUUCCUACGGUACAGUCAUGCUCUUCGCCGGCGGCGUAGGCAUAACCCACCACGUCCCCUUCGUCCGCCACCUCGUCGCCGGCUUCGCGGAGGGAACUGUUGCCGCGCGCCGCGUCACCCUCGUCUGGAUCAUCCAGUCGCCUGAACACCUGGAGUGGAUCAGGCCUUGGAUGACGAAGAUCCUGGCUAUGGAUCGGCGUCGGGAAGUCCUGCGUAUUAUGCUGUUCGUUACCAGACCGCGUAACACGAAGGAGAUUCAAAGCCCUUCUGCUACUGUGCAGAUGUUCCCUGGUCGUCCUAAUAUUGACACGCUUAUUGGGAUGGAGGUUGAGAAUCAGGUUGGCGCUAUGGGUGUGCUUGUGUGUGGUAAUGGUGGGUUGAGUGAUGAUGUGAGGAAGGUUUGUCGGAGACGACAGGCUAAGUCCAAUGUUGAUUAUGUCGAGGAGAGUUUCACUUGGUAA